AACGAUUACAUAGAAAGCAAAUUAAGGCUUGGAUUUAACUUAAACGCAAUCGUUCCCGGAGGAAGAAGGAUCUCAUAGAAGAGAAAGCUCCGUUCACCGUCGCCGUCAUGGGUCGUAUGUACAGUGGAGGUAAGGGAUUCUCAGCUUCUGCUUUGCUGUGUAAGGGAACAUCACCGUCUUGGGUCACGAGACCACCUCAAGACGUUGAUGAGUCCAUUUGCAAGAUUGCUAAGAAAGGAUUGACACCAUCUCACAUUGGUGUUAUUCUUCGUGAUUCUCACGGAAUCGCGCAAGUGAAAAGUGUUACCGGAAGCAAGACUCUUAGAAUUCUCAAAGCUCAUGGUCUUGCUCCUGAGAUUCCUGAAGAUCUGUAUCAUCUUAUCAAGAAAGCAGUUGCUAUCCGUAAGCAUCUUGAGAGGAGCAGAAAAGAUAAGGAUUCUAAGUUUAGGUUGAUUCUUCUUGAGAGUAGAAUCCAUCGACUUGCUCGUUAUUACAAGAAGACCAAAAAGCUUCCUCCCGUUUGGAAGUACGAGUCUACUACUGCAAGCACACUUGUGGCUUAAGAAGCGCAAUAACAUAGAGUUGAUUUAAGUCCUUGAAGAACAACCAUUUUCAUUGACCCCAUUGCAAUGGGAUUUUGAUUUUUUUUAACGCAAAAAUCACACUUUAUAGAUUAAAAGCUUCACACAGUACUUACAUAGUGUUAUCCUUCUUAAGUAUUUUGUUGCAACCAUGAUCUAGUUAGAUUUUCUAAAAUAGCAUGAAAAUAGAGUGGUAUAAACCA
This is a messenger RNA of Arabidopsis lyrata subsp. lyrata, 784 nucleotides long. RefSeq names its product 40S ribosomal protein S13-1. Gene Ontology annotation, molecular function: structural constituent of ribosome; small ribosomal subunit rRNA binding. The coding region runs from base 108 to 563 and encodes 151 amino acids. Gene Ontology annotation, biological process: translation. The record is from RefSeq and is a predicted model, not a curated record. Gene Ontology annotation, cellular component: ribosome; nucleolus; cytosolic small ribosomal subunit. The transcript is spliced from 5 exons. NCBI's taxonomy places the organism in Eukaryota, Viridiplantae, Streptophyta, Magnoliopsida, Brassicales, Brassicaceae.